Molecule: messenger RNA, 276 nt
Organism: Hibiscus syriacus
Lineage: Eukaryota; Viridiplantae; Streptophyta; Magnoliopsida; Malvales; Malvaceae
Exons: 3
Coding region: 1-276 (91 amino acids)
Source: RefSeq, a predicted model, not a curated record
AUGGCAUCGUUUUGCAGGUCUGCAAUAAUGGCUGGUUCAAGAACCCUUACUUUUCGAUCCAAAACCCUUUCGUUAAAGACCAUAGCCCCAAACCCCAUGUCUUCUCGAUCAACAAGAGCCCUCCCUCGCACUUCGAGGAUUGUGUCGGCGUUGGGAGGAUUAGAAUUCAUGAUGCCGCUCCACAAUACCAUCGCAUUUGCUCGGCUACAAUCAAUCAUCGCCCUCGAUUCAUCCUGUUGGAGCUGCCUCUCUCAAGGACUUGCAACUCCUUUGUGA